AUGAAGCCACACGAAAUACAGGAAAAACUGCGACUUACCCAACUGCAACCAGGACGCGUGUGGUAUGUACAGCCCUCAAAUGCAACAACUGGUGAAGGUCUGAAGGAAGGUCUCAACUGGCUCAGCAAGAACCGAAAACGAUGA
Messenger RNA from Rodentolepis nana, 144 nucleotides. Lineage: Eukaryota; Metazoa; Platyhelminthes; Cestoda; Cyclophyllidea; Hymenolepididae. The record is from the annotation of a GenBank genome assembly.